CCUAGACCAUUACGUCACCGCAGGCCUCCAGGGGCCUAACUGAUUCCAACAUGGCGACCGAGACCGGGGAAAAGCAUCUCAACGGUCACAACGAGAAAAUCGCACUGAAGGAACGUCAACCUUCCAUAGAAGACAGGCAACGGGGAGAUCACGUGAAAAAGAAACGUAAGCACUCACAGGAUCUGCAAUCACACAAAGAUUCGAAAACAGAAGAGAGAAAGUCGGCUUUUGCCUCUAGUGAUAGUUGGAACGUUACAUCGAAUUCUUCCAAUCAACAAAACAGUUCACCGCCUCCGAGUAAACAAAGCAACGGCCUGAAAACAAAAUUCAAAAAGAUAAAAAAGGAAGAUGAAGUGCAGUUUGAAUCACAUGCCCCUGAAAUCAUUGCUCAUAGUGACUUGAAGCUUAAAAUCAAGACGCAUUCUGGUGACCAUGGAAACAAUAACACUGAAAAGCCUAAUGGAGUAUCAUCUCCAAAAAAGAAGAAGAAAAAACAUCACCACAAGCAUGAAGAAAAACACUUCACUGACAGGGACCACUGUAUACUUGAUAACCCAAAAGAAAAGACUCAUUUAUCUCAUUUAAUGCACAUCGAAACAGACCCGAAUGGUGGAGCAUCUUCGGUACAUGUCUACAGCGAAGAAAUCAAAGGUUUGAGCCCUGAAAAGAUGGAGAAGUUUGUCAAGCUAUUUUUCAGGGAAGUUUACGCUGAAGAUGAAGUUGGGGUUGCACGCCAUGUUAUGGGGAUUGUUCACAAUGCUGCAGAUUACCUCCCUGAACUUACUCGCUACUUCGGUACUAAUCAUGCGAAUCUUACUGUCAAGGCCUCCCCUAUUGGUAAAAAGCUUGAUAUAGAAACAAUUAAGAUGGGAGACUAUUUAAAAAGAGUGGAAGCUACCUACAGCCAAGGGACAUUGCGUUGCGGGCCUUUACUGCAGUUCAGUUUAGUGGGGACUGUGCAGGAGGAAGUGGGAGGGUAUUUUCCAGAGUUUUUGGACACAUUAGAGGAAUGUGUAUUUCUGAGGGAAACAAUGCCAUGGGGACGCCUCUCAGCAUUAAAACUGGACAAAAGAAACCGGAGUAAUGAUGGUCCAAUAAUGUGGGUUAGACCAGGAGAGCAAUUCGUGCCUACUGCAGAACUGGGUAGCUCUCCAAACAAACGGCGAAGGCUGACUGUCAAUGAGCUACAAAACUUGCAUUACCUGCCAAGGACAUCUGAACCACGUGAAAUGUUGGCAGAGGACAGAACACGAUGCCAUGCAGACCAUGUUGGUCAGGGAUUUGAUCGACAGACUACAGCAGCAGUUGGCCUCCUAAAGGGUGUCCAAGUAGGAGAGGUGAAAAGUGACAUAAAUAGGAACUGCAAAGACGUUGUGUGUUUCCACCCAGACAGCUUCAAUCAACUUGUACAAAAGCUAAAAAUCGAUCUUCAUGAACCCCCAGUAUCUCAGUGCAUCAUGUGGGUAGAUGACGCCAAACUAAAUCAACUAAGAAGGGAUGGGAUCAGAUAUGCCAGAUUAUUCCUACGUGACAAUGAUAUAUACUUUAUCCCACGGAACAUUAUCCACCAGUUCAAGACGAUAUCAGCAUGCACGAGCAUAGCCUGGCAUCUGCGGCACAAGAUGUACUACCCAGAACUUCAAAAACUUGAAAGUCAGUCUGGCUGCCAAACGUCAUGAGAGGAAAGUCUAUUUAUUGCCAGGUUUCUGGUGUUGUAUAAAAUGUAGAAUGGAAAAGGUGUAUGGCAUAGGCCAUGUCAUGCCAAAAGGGUUCAGCAUUAUUGAUAAUAUUAAAAUUUAAACCCUUUGGCAUGACGCUGUAUAUGUCUCGUGUGGUUGCCAGACAGUUAUCCAAUAAGCUGUACAGUUUAAUAUAUUUCUUUAAUCUAUAUGGACAUUCACGAUCAAUCGAAAGGUGUCCGAACUGACUAAUUUUGUACCGUCUCAUUGGAGAUGCUACUAAUAUGACAUGUCUAAAUGUCGCUUCAAGUUUGAAAGCGAAUGACGCGUACCUCUGGCCCACUGUCUAUGUUCUAUUUUGAAGUCGUUUUGAAGUCACAAAUAGUGAGGUUAGACUAUGGCUCAGCUAAUGUAUAUUUUAAAAUUGUUAAUAAGCACUAUUAUUAAUGCCUAUGGAUUGCAAGAAUAUGAAUAUAUCAGGAAUUUGCAUGAUAAGCUGCCAAUGGCUGCUGACAUAUUUUUUAACUUUUAUUGGGCGAUACCAUUGGUUAUGAGUGAUAUUUAGAUAAAUCUUUAGAAAACACAGAGUAAUGGUAAUUCCUGUCGAAUCCGUUGUAUCGCGACCCGAGUUUUCAAAGCACGAUUUGUUUUGGUUUUCUGUUCCGUCAGUAAAACCAUUCUGAGCCAAUCAGAAUCUUGCUUUGUGCACUUCCUUGGCUAUCCUCGGACGAAAACCAGACAGUGUCGCGACAGAAAGCCAGGCAACUGCACUAGGCGAGAGAUGGCAAGAAUCUGAUUGGCUUAGAAUAAUUUGGCUGGCGGAAAACAGAAAAUCCUAAAAGACAAAAACAAAUCGAUGUUUUGAAAAUGCGGCGUCGCGAUACAGCGAAUUUGACAGUAAGUGUUCAAAAGCUGCCAUUCUAUUGUUUUUUAUAAAGUAUUUCUUCCAACUUCAUAAACAGAUUCGAAAACACUGCAGCGAAAUUAAAAUAUAGUAGAUAGAAACCGUGCAGCUUUUUAUUUAUCCCAUUCUCUGCUGUCCUCGCUAUUAUAGGCUCUUUUUCCAAACCUUUCCUCCGUCUCUCAUAUUUUGCUUUAAAGCUGUUGCUUUGCCAUGUUAGUAUUUUUACAAAUAUUUUACCUUGUUUUAUGGAUGUGGUGUCGAGGAAUUUAAUUGCUGACUUGUUAUUAGGGAAGACUUUAAGAAAAAAUCAAAGAGCAAGGCUGCAAAAUAGCGUUUCUACCGGUGUUAGUAAGAAUCUUCAAAUUUCCUCACUAUCUUUGCACCUUUUUAAAGACCCCGUGAAAAAACGUUUUCAGGCUAAACAAGGCCUUCUAAACAAAUCUGCUAGGGAUGGAACAUAAAACACGUUUAUCGACGACGAACUGUAACUGAAGUUCGAUGUUUUCCUUCGUAAAGAUUUGCUCCAAUAGGGGUAGGCGGGCUUACAUAAAAACAUUAACGUUAAGAAAGAACAAAUCCUACGGUUACUCUCCAUCGUCCAUAAGUGACUAACUUAUAAACAGGUUUCUGGUAUUUGUCCUUUUAAAGGCUCCAAGUCGAUGUACUCUAUUCGAGUUUAAGGCAUUUUGAGCUAUAGAAACUGUACAAUAAUUGUUGUUAUGAUAUGAUAAGUCUUAUAACAAUACAAAGGGAAAGAUUCUUAAAGUAUAUUAUAUACUGCCAAAUUAUAUAGUGCCAAAUUUGUAAAUUACUGUUUACCUUAUAAAUUUAGAGUUAGUAAAAAUCCCAUCACUUUCA
Messenger RNA from Nematostella vectensis (starlet sea anemone), 3441 nucleotides. Its product is annotated as lysine-specific demethylase RSBN1L. Gene Ontology annotation, cellular component: nucleus. NCBI's taxonomy places the organism in Eukaryota, Metazoa, Cnidaria, Anthozoa, Actiniaria, Edwardsiidae. Bases 51 to 1679 code for a protein of 542 amino acids. The record is from RefSeq and is a predicted model, not a curated record. The transcript has 6 exons.